UCCUUUCUCUCUCCGUCGGAGAAGCACCGAAAUCGCCAUCGAUGGAGGAAGAGAAAGCGGCGGCCUACUACGACGAGCUCACUCGGAAAGGCGAAGGAGCCGCGAGGUUCAAGCAAGGGCUCGGCUUCUCCGCCUCCAGUGACUCGGCUCCUCCCGCCAGAGGAUCGGCCUUUGUCUCCGCUUCUUCUUCGUCGUCCUCUUCUUUCCUGAGCAACUUCGUGAAAGCAUCGAGCCCCACCAAAACCUCGCAGUUCGAAAAGCAAUCUCAUCUCGAGUCUAUCCAGAACAAGCUCAGGAAGAAGCCGGAUGAUGCCGAUAGGCAUCAGUCUAGGGUUUCGGAUCGGAACGAGCGCGGAGAUCGUGGAAGUCGGAGGCACCGAUCUAGGAGUGCGGAGAGGGAGAGGCGGUCGAGAAGGAGAAGCAGGAGCAGAGAUAGAGAUAGGUACAGAGAGAAGGACAGAGACAGGGACGGGGAGAGAGAUAGGGACCGAAGGAGGAGAAGUAGGAGCAGGGGCAGAAGUGCGUCGCCGCGGAGAUCCGGGGGGGCACGGGGCGCGUCUCCUCGAGAGAGGCGGAGGCCGGAGAAGAGUAGGAGUGAUUACAGAGAGAAAAACGAAAUGGAACGAUCGGGGAAGGAGCAGAACGGCGGUGGAAAGGCGGUUGAUUACUCACGGUUCAUCGAUGGAUACGACAAGAUGACUGCAGCUGAAAAGGUUAAAGCCAAGAUGAAACUUCAGCUUGCUGAAACUGCUGAAAAAGAUGAAUCAAAUGGAAUGGGCCCUGGCUGGGAAAGAUUCAAUUUUGACAAAGAUGCUCCGGUUGAUGAUGAGGAAAUCGAAGCUGCUGAAGAUGAUGCAGCCUUAGUCAAGCAUAUCGGGCAGAGCUUCCGUUUUUCAGCUGUAGAGGCGAGAAGGGAGGAACAGAUAAAGACUGCACAUGAUGAAGCAAUGUUUGGAUCUUCUCGUACUUUAUCAGUCGAAGAGCAGGAGCCCAACGUGGAGAAUGAAAACAAGAGUGUUGAGAAUAUACCUGCAGCAAGCCUUGUCAGUGAAAAGGUACUUGCUAGGCAACAAGGUUCGUGGCGUGACCGUGCUCGCAAAGCAUAAGUGAAGAAAUAGUUCGAUGGAACAAUCUAACCCCCCUUUUAUGGAUUGCUGAGGAGAUGUGCUUUUGAAAACGGUGAAGAUUUUGAAAGGAUUGUGACAGGCAAAGAAGUUUGGGUGGCAUGGGCAUAGACCGGGAGCAUGACAAAAGUAUAUGCUCCCUCUUCAAUUCUCAAGAGUUGCAACAAAGGAAUGAAGCUGCAUGGUCCUUGGCUUUGUUUCCCUCCUCCUGCAAUUACACCCAGUGACCAUGACAAUAUUGGUUAGUGCCGUGAAGCUUCUGCAAGACAUGAUCGUUGGUUUGCAGGUUGCAGCCUGCAGAUAGUGUGGGUCGCCUGUCGUAUUGAAAUCUAACUUGGAAGAUCGUUGUUUUAUCUGUGCUCCGUCUAUGACGAGAAGGAAACUCGCCCUCAGCCUCGUGUUUUGCUUGUUUGUUUUUGUAUAGUCAUCAUCCACCUUAUACUCCACUGGCGCUGUCCCUCUGAGGCAUAAGUCGAACCGAUUCCUUGCAUUUCGGGAGCCAAAGCUGAUGUCAACGUGUCUUCUCCAUCAUAUCUGGCUGUACAUUGGCAAAUUAUUGGGAAGCAUGCGUGUAACUCAAUACUGUGUAUCUAUUCAACGGAAUGUAUGGGACUUACCGUGUCAAAAUUGGAAACAUUGUAUGUCAUUUGUUCGGGAAAGAUGGCGACGGUUGUUCAAUUUGACUGUUCGAUGUAUCCUGAACGACAGUGGUACAAGUGAAAAACAGUGGGGACUCGCUCUCCCAGCAGAUUCUGGCUUUUACAGCAUGAA
Messenger RNA from Rhodamnia argentea, 1895 nucleotides. Its product is annotated as serine/threonine-protein kinase fray2. The record is from RefSeq and is a predicted model, not a curated record. NCBI's taxonomy places the organism in Eukaryota, Viridiplantae, Streptophyta, Magnoliopsida, Myrtales, Myrtaceae. The transcript has 6 exons. Gene Ontology annotation, biological process: alternative mRNA splicing, via spliceosome. Gene Ontology annotation, cellular component: nucleus; cytoplasm. Bases 42 to 1106 code for a protein of 354 amino acids.